Molecule: messenger RNA, 1747 nt
Organism: Taeniopygia guttata (zebra finch)
Lineage: Eukaryota; Metazoa; Chordata; Aves; Passeriformes; Estrildidae
Source: RefSeq, a predicted model, not a curated record
GCGUGUGGGCGGGGCUUGCUCAGACCACGCCCCCUCCGCCCCCGCCCGGAGCCGCGCGUGUUUCGGGGCGGAUUUUGGGGCGAAUUCGGCGGAUUUUGGGGCGAUUUCGGGCGGAUUUUGGGGGUUCCCCAGCGGGGCCAUGAACCGCGAGGAGCUGACCUACCUGGCCGUGCUGCUGGGCUCCAUCCCCGUGGGCUUCGUGCUCAAGGAGCGCGGCCGGCGCUGGCGGCAGUUUGGGGGUGCCCUGGUGGGGGUGGGGGUGUCCCUGCUGACCUGCGGCCCCCACGCGCUGCACUCGCUGCUCACCGUGCUCGGCUCCUGGGCCCUGCUCGCCUGCCUGCCCAGGCACAGCGGGGGGGCGGUGCUGCUCUGGGUUUUGGGGUACCUCUUCUUCUUCCGCACCCCCCAACUCUGGGGGCUGCCCGAGCCCCCUCCCCACGCCAACGCCCUGCAGCUGCUGCUCACCCUCAAGCUGGCCAGCCUGGCCAGUGACACGCAGGAGCUGCGGGAGGCGGAGCUGACGGGGGUGACGUCAGAGGAGACGCGGCUGCUGAUUGGCUCGCUGCGGCGCGUGCCCAGCCUGAUUGACAUCCUGUGCUACAGCUACUGCUACCUGGGGCUGCUGACAGGUCCGUUCUACCGUCUGGGCACGCACCUGGACUGGGUGCGGUGCCCGGGGUGCCCGCGGGCGCGGGGCCGGGCGCUGCGGCGGCUGCGCUGGGCGCCGGCCCUGGGCGUUCUGGGGGUGCUGGUGGGGCGGGCGUGGCCGGCGGGCGCCGCGCUGCACCCCGAGUUCUCCGCGCGCCCCUGGGCCGCCCGCCUGGCACACAUGGUGCCCGUGUUCCUCGCCCUGCGCCUGCGCCUCUACGUGGGCUGGCUGUGCGCCGAGGCGGGCUGCGUGGCCGCCGGGCUGGGGGCGUACCCCAAAAGUGCCCGGGCCAGGCCGGGACAGGGACCCACGGUGCCAUGGGAGCGCCCCAAAACGUGUGCCGAUAUCCCCGAUGAGCAGUGGGAUUUCGAGGCCAUCCGCACGGUGGACCCGCGGGGCACGGAGCUGGGCCGGCGGUUCCGGGACGGGCUGCGGCGCUGGAACAUGACGGUGCAGUGGUGGCUGGCGGCGUACGUGCACCGGCGGGGACCCCGACGGUACCCCCUGCUCCGGAACGCCUGGACCAUGCUGGUCUCGGCGUACUGGCACGGGCUGCACGGCGGGCAGUACCUGUCCUUCCUCAGCGUGCCGCUGUGGCUGGCGGCCGAGGCGGCGGCCGAGGCGGCUCUGGGCGAUUAUUUCGGGGUGCCCCUGGAGCGGCUGGGCGGCUGGAGGGGCUCGGCGCUGCGGGGCACGCAGUGGUUCCUCAAGAUGAGGGCGUUCGAGUACCUGAGCGUGGGAUUCGUGCUGAGGGGAGCCGCGGACACGCUGCGCUAUUGGGCCUCGGUGCAUUUCUGCCUCCAUGUUCUGCCCCUCCUCAUCCUCCUGGCGGCCGCGGCGGCGGGAAAGGGGCGGCACAAAGGGCGUGAGGGGGAAAAAGGGCGGAAAGAGGGGCAGGAAAAUGGGCGUGAGGGGGAAAAAGGCCGUGAGGGGGAAAAAGGCCGUGAGGGGGAAAAAGGCCGUGAGGGGGAGAAUGGGAGGGAAAAUGGCCGUGAGGGGGAAAAAGGACCGACGUUCUCAUCUCCCCUCACGGCUCAAUAUGGCGGCAAGGCGGGAAACCGCCACUUCUGGCCUCGCCCCGCUGAGGAAGACGGGUGA